This is a messenger RNA of Cydia splendana, 1347 nucleotides long. RefSeq lists its product as uncharacterized. The record is from RefSeq and is a predicted model, not a curated record. NCBI's taxonomy places the organism in Eukaryota, Metazoa, Arthropoda, Insecta, Lepidoptera, Tortricidae. The transcript has a single exon. Bases 1 to 1347 code for a protein of 448 amino acids.
AUGAGUGGUCAAGGUAAGGACCCCGUGAGAAAUCGAUCAAGACAAAGGAAUGAUUCGGAAAGCUCGAGUUCGUCAUCAAGUUCGAGCAGUGAUUCGUCUGCAAAGAAAAGACGUCGUCAUAAAAGGCGGAAUCAAUAUUCAAACAAUGAGGUGAAAAAACUGGCAAAGGAGGUAAGCGAGUUGCGUAAAUUGUUUUGCCGUCCUGUUAGCAGCACUCCAAACUACCCGCCAGCCGAUAAUUUAAAUUUUAUCGAUCAUGAUGUUAGUGGCGAUUUGUAUGACGACGUGUUGGCCGAUGCUAAUGUUGGUAAUGAUAUUGUUGUCGAUCAACAAGUUGCCGCGGACGCCCCUGCCCAGUCAAAGUUUUCUAUAAAUUUAGAAACUAGCGUAAAAGCACCUGCAAUUCCAAAAACACCCGAUAGUUAUCUCGAAGCUUUGCAAAAAUUAAAUCGUUUUACUAAUAAAACGUGGACCGAUGUGCGUUAUCUGGAUGUUCAAAAACUGUACACGCAUUCUCCCGGUUUUGUGGAGUUAGAAACCAAUGAGGAAGUGCUAGCUUAUGAUACAUCUAAAUCAUUGUCACAUACAGAGCGAUCGUACGCUGCGCUUACUUUUGCGUUGUUAAAGCAAAAAGAAACGAUUGAGAACAAUAUUCGUGAAUUCCUUGACUGGGCACAGGGCUAUAGUCAAUUGACGUUUGCAUCAAUCAAAGAAAAACUAGAAGGACUUUUCGAUACAGGUGAGUUUCAUAAGGUGUCCGUUGAUGCUUUACAACUUGUGUGCGGUCACCGAGCUGAUAUAGUUGAACAGAGAAGGGACUUGAUACUGCGGGCAGUGCGGGACCCGCUCGACAAGUCCAAUUUACGGAAAAUUCCACCUGCUGCUACCAACCUGUUUGAUCCUCAACCUUUCGCAGCCGCACUCGAGAAGGCUGGAGGCGUUCGCAAGGCUUUUUGGCCUAAACCAAGGUCAUCCACCAGUGCCCCUGCUGCGCAAGCAGGUAGCAGUGGAAAUGUGCAUCGCCCCGCGCAGGGGUUCUUUGCUGCUAAUAUGCCUGCGCAAGGCUAUCAAUAUUCAAGUAAGAGGCGUGGCCCUCCUCAAUACACACCCGCGCAGGGUAUGUGCAGUCAUUAUCCCACGCAGGGACCAGGUCCCAGCAACUGCCAACAUUGUCCUGCGCAAGGAACAAACAAUGGUGGGGAUCAGAGGGCAAAUCAACGCCGCGAUAACACCACUUAUCGUCCCCGAAACUGGCGACCUAAUAGGAACGGGCGCGACACCCGUGGCAAUAAGCGGAGUGCAUCCCCUUCGUACAAGGAUAAAUCUAAUAAGCGAAGGCGCUUUUGA